AUGUCUACCGCCCAGACUUCUUCCUCGUCGGACGGCGGCUACCUGUCCCGUCUGUAUGAGCGUGCAUCGCACCUAAUCCACAAUGCUGGCCCCCAGUCCGAGGAGCAGCAGCCCCUGCUGCACGGCCAGCGCAGCUCGACCGAGUACGGCAGCGUGCCCGAGAACCAGAUCCCUGUCCCCAAGCCCCGCAAGGUGCAGAGCCCUGUGAAGGUCGAGGCGAAGGUGUGGUUUGCCAACGAGCGUACCUGGAUUUCGUGGCUCCGUGCUUCGAUCCUCAUGGGCACUCUUUCGCUCGCCCUGUUCAAUUCUGCCUCAUACUUUGACCCUGAGCCCGUUCCCCCGCCUUUCGAGCCGGGCCCUGGUAUGGGCGGCAACUCUCGCGCGGCCAAGACCGUGCGCACCUUUGGUAUCAUCUACGCGCUUAUUUCGGUGCUUGUUCUUCUCUGGGGUCUAUACAACUACCAGCGCCGUGUUACGCUCAUCAAGAGCAGGUGGGCUGGCAGCUUUGACGACCUCAUCGGCCCCCCUCUGGUGUGCGGUGUGACUUUUAUUGCUAUCCUCGCCAACUUUAUCGUGACGGAUAUCUAG
Molecule: messenger RNA, 588 nt
Organism: Malassezia japonica
Lineage: Eukaryota; Fungi; Basidiomycota; Malasseziomycetes; Malasseziales; Malasseziaceae
Exons: 4
Coding region: 1-588 (195 amino acids)
Cellular component (GO): fungal-type vacuole membrane; vacuolar transporter chaperone complex
Source: RefSeq, a predicted model, not a curated record